Messenger RNA from Dioscorea cayenensis subsp. rotundata (Guinea yam), 1811 nucleotides. Its product is annotated as auxin-responsive protein SAUR50-like. The transcript has 3 exons. Gene Ontology annotation, biological process: response to auxin. The record is from RefSeq and is a predicted model, not a curated record. NCBI's taxonomy places the organism in Eukaryota, Viridiplantae, Streptophyta, Magnoliopsida, Dioscoreales, Dioscoreaceae. Bases 726 to 1055 code for a protein of 109 amino acids.
ACAUCAAAAAAUUGUAUAGAGAGGUGGCAAGUAAAAUAAAAUUAAAAAGAUUACAUUUUAGAUAUAUCUAAAUAUAAUUUAAAGUUCCCAUGGGGUGCGCUUUUUUGCCUAGAUUGGGUCCAUUUUAUCAAUAAUAUAGGUCAAGCCUCAUAUGACAAUAAAGCUUAAAAUCAAUGAUUUUGAUGUAUGUUAUAGGUUUGUGAAAUAGCAUUUCCAACAAAUUGAUAACUCGAAAAAAAGUUAAUGAGUUGAAAAAACUAUGUUGUAUAAAUAAUAAUAUACUCUAAAAGUAGAAAGAGAUAAAUAAUCAUAUGUUUUCAUCUUUGUAUAUACAUGCAUGUACUUGGAGAGAUUAUAUUAGUUACUCAUAUAGUUAAAAAAACAGUUGAGAAGUCACAAUCUCCACCCACCAGAAACCCUCAAAGACAAAGCUAACACCCUUCUGAAAGAUGGAGAAGUGAAGAGGGCCAAACCUGCCCUUAGGAAGGGCAACACUUCUCCAACACAUGGCCUCUCAUUAAAAUCCUGAGCCCUUCCAUGUCCUUUUGAAUUAGAAUAAGUAUUAGCAUUAAUACUAACAUUAGAAUUAGAAUUAGAAUUAAAAUUAGAAUUAGAAUUAGAAUUAGAAUUAGAAUUAGAGGCCCUCCAAUACCCUACCCUACGCCUAUAUAUAUAUAUACACAUGAAGAGUCACAAGCACACACAUUACUUACCCUUGUCAACAAAUGACCCUAAUGAAGAAGUCCCCCAAGCUCCCUCAAGCCACAGCACUGAAGCAAAUGCUAAAGAGGUGCUCAAGCUUGGGGAGAAGAUCACAAGGGAUGGAUGAUGAGUCCAAUGGACUACCUGGAGAUGUCCCAAAGGGACACUUUGCAGUGUAUGUUGGAGAGAAACGUAGCCGUUAUAUAGUUCCUAUUUCUCUCUUAUCUCAUCCUCAGUUCCAGUCUCUUCUUCAAAGGGCUGAAGAAGAGUUUGGUUUUGACCAUGAUAUGGGUCUAACUAUCCCUUGUGAGGAGCUCUUCUUCUUCCGUUCUCUCACUUCAAUGCUUCAAUGAAAAGCCAUUUUAAUGGAGUAGAAACUCUCUCUGUGUGUGUGUGGUGCUUUUUAACUCCAUUGUUUUGUAUUGACUACUCUCACUGAGAGCUUUGUGUACACUUAGCGGCGUGCGGUUGCGCCGCCCUGAGUGAUAAGUUUAUAUUUAUAUUAAGCAUCUAAAUGUUAUAUAGAGAAAGUGAAGCUUGAUGUUUGAUGUUAUGGUUUAUCUUGUUAGUUUUUUUUUUCACUAUCUUCUGUUCAUCUUGUUCUUGUUGUUGUGUUUUGCAUGAGUACUUUCAUGGGUUGGUGAUGAAGUUCAAUGUGGUUGGUUUGGAGAAUAUAUGAUGGAGUAGCAACAAGAUGGAGGUUAAGUUUGAAAGCAAUGAAAGUGCAUGUGGAUGCCACUCUUUUCAACACCAGUAAGCAUCAAGUGGUACUUUGGGUACUUACAAGAGUGGUUUGUCCCUUUGUGUUGGGACACAAUAAGAAAGAGAGGGAGAAAGGCUGCCAAGUGCAUGCUCUUUCUUUUCUGCCAUCUUUCAUCUCAGCCACAAAUAUCUUCUGACAGUACAGAGGGAAGUAUUGUCUUAAUUUUUGGUGCUUCUCCAUUGUAUGUAUUAUGUUUUUUUUCUUCAUCCAACCAACUUCACAAGAGAACACUCUUAUAGUCUUUUACAUAUAUAUAUAUAUAUAUGAAUGUAGAAUGUAGUCCUUCAUUUGGCUUUUUGUACAUGAGAAUUUUUUUCUUAUUUAAGUGUUUUAUAAUGUCUUUCUA